AUGCGGGAGUCCGAUCUUGUGGAGCUGCGGGUGCUGCCGAAGGUCUUCCCGCGGCACCCGUACGCGCGGCAUACGGCGGGCCUCGGUGCGGGUGAUAGCGCCACACCGCCGGCUGCAUCCAACAGCAGCCGAGUUCUUAACGUGAAAGUGAUCGGCAUUUACUGCUCUCGCCAACCGACAGGUGAACCCAGCGCGCCAAGCGAGAAGGGAGGAGGAGGAACCAAUACAAAAGUUGAGAUGCAGCACCGAGAGGGGGAGGCGGUCUCGGCCAAUGAGAUUCUUGGUGAGCGAGGCGGGGACGGCAUGGGAGAUUCUUCCAAACGGCACAUUUACGUCCGGGUGCAGUUUAACAAGGCUCUUGUGGAUACCAUGCCGCUGGAGGUGAUGCGGGAGAAGUACCCGCAGGUGCUCAUAGACUAUCUGCUUUCAACGGCUGUCUGGACGUGA
This is a messenger RNA of Trypanosoma rangeli, 447 nucleotides long. RefSeq lists its product as uncharacterized. The record is from RefSeq and is a predicted model, not a curated record. NCBI's taxonomy places the organism in Eukaryota, Euglenozoa, Kinetoplastea, Trypanosomatida, Trypanosomatidae. The transcript has a single exon. Bases 1 to 447 code for a protein of 148 amino acids.